Messenger RNA from Daphnia carinata, 1622 nucleotides. RefSeq names its product WD repeat domain phosphoinositide-interacting protein 3-like. Gene Ontology annotation, biological process: protein lipidation; nucleophagy; autophagy of mitochondrion. NCBI's taxonomy places the organism in Eukaryota, Metazoa, Arthropoda, Branchiopoda, Diplostraca, Daphniidae. The record is from RefSeq and is a predicted model, not a curated record. Gene Ontology annotation, molecular function: protein binding; phosphatidylinositol-3,5-bisphosphate binding; phosphatidylinositol-3-phosphate binding. The transcript is spliced from 10 exons. The coding region runs from base 102 to 1130 and encodes 342 amino acids. Gene Ontology annotation, cellular component: cytosol; extrinsic component of membrane; phagophore assembly site membrane.
ACCCAGUUUGAGUCUAAACAAUGAGCCUCUGCUCCCCUGUCACAUCUCAGUUUGGAUGUCUAGCGAAAUAAAAUAAACGAAACAAAUCUUUUAAAGAAAGAAUGAACAUCGGUUGCAGCUCGUCUGUAAAAAAUGGAUUAAUUUACGCAGGUUUUAAUCAAGAUCAAGGAUGUUUUGCUUGCGGAACCGAAAACGGAUUUCGAAUAUAUAAUUGUGAUCCUUUAAGGGAAAAAGAGAGGCAACAUUUUGUUGAUGGUGGAGUGGCACAUGUUGAGAUGCUUUUCAGAUGCAAUUAUUUAGCCCUGGUAGGGGGUGGCAACCAACCAAAAUAUCCCCCAAAUAAAGUACUUAUUUGGGAUGACCUUCAGAAACGACCAGUAAUAGAAAUUGAGCAAUCUAGUUCAAUCAAAUCAGUUCGUUUGAGGAGGGACAGGAUUGUUGUGGUCCUUGACACAAUGGUGAAGGUCUACACGUUCACACUUGUUCCUCAACAACUACAUGUGUUUGAAACCUGUAUGAAUUCUUGUGGAUUGUGCACUCUAUGUCCCAGCAGUACUAACUCUUUAUUGGCACUUCCAGGACGUAAGCCUGGUCAAGUGCAACUCAUAGACUUGGCACGUACAGAGAAGGCUCCUGUUGAGAUAGCGGCCCAUCAAGCUGCCCUCUCCUGCCUGGCGCUUAACUCUCAAGGUACACGGUUAGCAACAGCAUCUGAAAAGGGCACGCUAAUUAGGAUAUUCGACACAUCAUCAGGUAAUUUGAUCAGUGAACUAAGACGAGGGGCACAACCAGCAACAAUUUAUUGUUUGAAUUUCAACUCUGAUUCGUCACUGCUUUGCGCGGCUAGCGACCAUGGUACAGUUCAUAUUUUCGCAGUGGAGGAUUCCAAAAAGAAUCGACAUUCUUCAUUGUCAGCGAGCUUUCUUCCCAAGUACUUUUCGUCACAGUGGUCCUUCACGAAAUUCGACAUUCCUGGUAGUCAUCAGUGUAUCUGUGCCUUUGGAGCGGAACCCAACUCAGUGAUAGCUAUUUGUGCUGAUGGAUCGUACUAUCGUUUCGUUUUCAACUCAAAGGGCGAAUGCACCCGUGACAAGUACGCCCAGUUCUUGGAAACGGACGCCAGUGAUUGAAAUUGUAGCUAAAAGCAGCCACGAAUUUGUAUCCAACACUCGAUCCCUCUUUUUUUUCUGUACAGUACGCCAUUUGACGCUUGGAUGAUGUAUUCAAGUUGUAUAAGAGAUGCUAGAUGAAAACCAAACUAUACUGUCGGUUAGGUCUAGAAAACAUUUCAUCAUAUAUCGUUAUCUUGAUUGACAUACACACACCGCAUUGUUAAAACAUUUCAGCGUGAAGCCAGCUCUCUCUUUCUACUGAAUGCCAUGCAUCUCCGGGAGAGUUAUUGUAUCGUGGUAGGGAAAAAAAAAAUCAAGUAAAACGUAAAAGUGCGGGUAUAUUGUAAGAACAAACUUUUUCUAUACGGUUUUUGUUUAUUCACAUUGGACGGUUCCAAAUUGAUUUGUUGCGCUUUAAUUCUAGUUCCCAUUUUGCUCGCGUUAUGUUCCUUGUAGCUCGAUUCGAAAAAUCAAGAAUAAUUAAAUAAAAUACACGAAAAAUAGAUUUCA